CCAACUAUUAUUCCGUCGCCAUUCUAGCGACGAGAUUUGCGACUGUGAUCGGCCGCGAAUAAAUCGUCGUUUACGACGAAAGGGAGGUAAUCUUCUCCCUAGGAAGUAUUUUCUUCGUGUGUUCUCUACGCCGUAGUAGCUGUACCGUGGGCGUAAAGCGAUCGACUUCGACAGAGGUCUUAUAGUUUGGAACUGACGAACAUGGCUUAUUGAAAAGAUGAAGGGCCUACAGAAAGAUAUCGUUUCUUCAUACGGAGGAGACCACAUCUCUACCAACAUCAACAAUUUCGGCAAUCUCAGCCGACCUAACUAUGGAGAAGAAGUCAUGUUUCCCGCAGUCUUCCGUCAAGGGAGCUGCUGGUGAUGCCAAGAAGAACCAAGAGAAAGACGAGGGAAGAUUUUCCAGAUUUUUCAAUUUUAUUACAGAUGUUAUCAAUGGAAAACUCUUUCCCAAAAUUUCAAAAAGACGAGAACCAACUAGUACGAGCAACCUUCCAAAAUAUGAGCAAUCUAGGAAAUCCGGUGCACAGAAAGGAAAAAGUUUUGAUAAGAAACCAAAACGUAAAGGACAAUAUCAUGGCGGUCCAAAGGAGGAUACCAAGGUAGUGCAGGAAGAGGCAGCUGAGCUAGGCUCAGUGAUGGUCCAAGGAAGUAAGAAGCAGAACUUGAAUCAUCUGCUUAAUUUUCAUUACACACCACGUGAUGUGCAAAGUGGUUCUGAUGGGUGGAAUUGUGGAAGAUCAUCGUAUACCAAAUACAGUAACAAUACAAAUCGCUGGCUUCCACCCAUACAACGUCAUAAAUACAACAAGGAGCAAUUUUUACAAGCCAACUGUCAGUUUGUCGUAACUGCCAAUGGCGACUAUUCAGCCUAUCUUGCGAAUCCUGAUACUUUAGUUGAUUGGAACCUAAUAGAACAAAUCAGGGUUCAUAGUUUAGAAAGUUUGGCUUGUCCCAUCUGUUUGUGUAUACCAGUUGCUGGUAAAAUGACACGAUGUGGUCACGUCUAUUGUUGGCCCUGUAUUCUUCACUACUUGGCACUCUCUGAUAAGUCGUGGCGCAAGUGUCCAAUUUGCUACGAGUCCAUUCAUAAAUCUGACUUGAAAAGCGUUGUAGAAAUUACGCAAACUGCACUAAACGUAGGAGAUACUGUCACCUUACGUCUAAUGCGUCGAGAAAGAGGUUCCCUCCUGGCUAUGCCUGUGGAUGAAACAGAAUCCUUUAUUCCUACAACCUUCUUCUCACUCAGUGAAAACAUCCGCGGAUCAGUAUAUUCAAAACUAUUAUUUGCGAAUAAUAAUAAUGUAAUGGAUAUUAUUGAAUAUGAACGUGUCCAAUUACGUUCUGAAUUAAUGGAGGAUCCACAUUCACCUGAGAAUUGUUUCAUUGAGCAAGCUUUGAACGAAUUAAGUGUUAGGAAGAAGCAAAUUUUGCAAGAAGUUGAGAGUAAAUUAGAAAAACUGGCUGAGAACCAGAAAGCUAAAAGAAUUUCUAUGGUAGAAGAUCGUAAUGCAAAUUCUCAGGAUUCUCAAGAUUGUCAAACUCAUAAAUAUGAUGGAAGUACUACUACAUCAUUACCAGAAGAUGAUAAAAAAUUGCUUGGGCUACAUUCAAAGUCAUCUGUCAGUAACGUGGUGAGCGGUUCAGACUCUCCCAUGACUCCAAAUAAAUUCUUUUAUUUCUAUCAAGCCGAGGAUGGACAACAUGUGUACCUUCACGCGAUGAACGUGAAGAUGUUGGAAUUACAGUAUGGAAAUUUAGAGCAUUGUCCUCGGAGUAUAAUUGGGAAAAUUGUGGAAAAGGAAGCUGGCAGCAUCACUGAAGAAUUGCGACGUCGUUUGCGGUAUCUCUGCCACUUGCCAAUCACUUGUCAAAUUGAAAUUGCUGAAAUCGAACUAAAACCGCCUAUCGUGUCUAAGGAUGUCAUUGAAAUUUUUCAUGAUCAACUGGAAACGCGGCGAAAAAGACGUCGUCGUAGGGAACGCGAGGAAAAGAAGCGGGAAAGAAAAAUCACAGAGGAAGAGAAUCGUCGGAUGGGAAAAUUUCCAACUCCUAAUGUCCACAUAGAAUCCCAUCGACAUUUUCCCGAAUGGCUGCCAGAAAGUCAGACACCAGGAAUUGGAAUACUAUCUCCUCCGGAAUCCACAACAACGUCCAGUGUAGCUAGCAGCCCUUCAGGAAGCACUUUGGAUGAAUUAACAUUGAUUUCUAAAGAACCAAACAUCUGGCCUGCAAAUACCAGCGACCAAGGACUUUCUUUUGCUGAGAUGCUACGCAAUCCUAUAACACGUUCAGCAUCCCACAGUGCUUGGGCAACCGCAGGGACAUCUUAUUCCUCGCAACAAUCUCGUUCCAGUGCUGCUGUAAGAAUUCGUAAAGCAUCUGAUAGUGACCCUGAGGCUGAAGGUUACAUUUCAGCACCUUCCUACAAUUAAAGCUUUGGAGAUGCACAGACAUUGGAACAGUCAGAGUUGUGGAAUGGAGGAGAAUAGAUCGAUAAUAGUAAAUCCAGCGGCAAGAAGAAGAAGAAGAAGAAGAAAGGAAAACCUACUGUACUCUUCGCAACUAGCAUGGCUCGCGCACCUUAGUUGGGAAUAUGUGUGUAGUAAUAUUUUCGCUUGGCAAUUUUUAAUGUAAACACUAUUCUCAUUGUCUUUUUUUCUUAUACAUAUAUAAGAUAGAUAACAUAUGGGUUAAAAAUUUACUUCAGUAGAAAAUUUGUUUGUCUUAACUCAUGUAACUAUUACAAUGUGAUAAAUGCAUUACUAUUGCGUUCUGUAUUAAUUGAUUAUGAGCAAAUCAUUUUUGUUGUACACUUACGAGCCUAUUCUGCUUGCGAAUAAAAUUUAAUUUCAAACAUCAA
Cephus cinctus (wheat stem sawfly) is the source of this 2863-nucleotide messenger RNA. Its product is annotated as RING finger protein 10. The transcript is spliced from 12 exons. Bases 312 to 2435 code for a protein of 707 amino acids. The record is from RefSeq and is a predicted model, not a curated record. Gene Ontology annotation, biological process: positive regulation of transcription by RNA polymerase II. Gene Ontology annotation, molecular function: metal ion binding; transcription cis-regulatory region binding. NCBI's taxonomy places the organism in Eukaryota, Metazoa, Arthropoda, Insecta, Hymenoptera, Cephidae.